AUGCAAGAUUCAGCUAAUUCCCUGACAAUGGAUGGAUAUUCCAGUAACGUGCCAGCAUUCCUAACUAAACUGUGGACACUGGUGGAAGAUCCUGAAACAAACCAUCUCAUCUGCUGGAGUACUAAUGGAACCAGCUUCCAUGUUUUUGAACAAGGACGGUUUGCCAAAGAGGUGCUGCCUAAAUAUUUCAAACACAACAAUAUGGCCAGUUUUGUCCGACAGCUGAACAUGUAUGGCUUCAGGAAAGUGGUAAAUAUUGAGCAGGGUGGCCUUGUGAAGCCUGAACGUGAUGACACGGAGUUCCAGCACCUUUAUUUCCUACAAGGUCAUGAACACCUCUUGGAACACAUCAAAAGGAAGGUCUCAGUUGUAAAAAGUGAGGAAACUAAGAUGCGCCAAGAGGAUCUCAGCAGAUUGUUGUAUGAGGUCCAGAUCCUGAGAAGUCAACAGGAGAACAUGGAAUGUCAAGUGCAGGAUAUGAAGCAACAGAAUGAAGUCCUGUGGCGGGAAGCUGUAUCCCUCAGGCAGAAUCAUUCACAGCAACAGAAAGUGAUCAACAAGCUGAUUCAGUUUCUGUUUGGCCAGCUCCAAUCAAACCCCAGCAGUGCGGGAAUAAAGAGAAAAUUACCUCUGAUACUAGAUGAUGGCAGCUCAGCUCCCCAGGUGUCCAAGUUUAGUCGGCACCUGUCUGUGGAUCUUCUUCAUGACUCCUAUUUCAUUCAGUCGCCAUCUACAGAACCUGUCUCUUGUUUAAACAGUCCCACUAUUGCUGGAGGGCCUAUUAUAUCUGAUGUUACUGAAACAUCACCACCUAAUAUAGCGACAAUGCAGUCUUCUGCAGAUGAUAACAGAGCAGAGACUUCUGACCCCCUGGAGGGCACUGAUUUGAGCUUGGAAGGCCUCCAACUAUUCCUGAGAAGCCAGCAGUACAAUCUGGAGCCUGCUGGCAUCCUGGAUGUAUUUAAUCCAAAUUUGUCUGUGAGUGAUUGGAAUAUGACUGACAUGGAGGCCAACUUGUCACCGUUUGUAUUUUUGCAUCAAGAUUCAGCAACUCACAGUGCAACUGGAGAAGAAUGCAAAUGA
This is a messenger RNA of Alligator sinensis (Chinese alligator), 1083 nucleotides long. It is a transcript of the gene HSF4, whose product is annotated as heat shock transcription factor 4. Lineage: Eukaryota; Metazoa; Chordata; Crocodylia; Alligatoridae. Gene Ontology annotation, biological process: regulation of DNA-templated transcription. The coding region runs from base 1 to 1083 and encodes 360 amino acids. The transcript has 11 exons. Gene Ontology annotation, molecular function: DNA-binding transcription factor activity; sequence-specific DNA binding. The record is from RefSeq and is a predicted model, not a curated record.